AUGAGCGGAAAGGGUUGUUGUUAUUCAUCAUGCAGAUCUUCUUCAGCACCAAAGGUUGAGGUCAAGAAGGAAGUUGAUGUGAAGCCACAACAAGUAGCUCCUGCGGUUCCUGCUAUUGUUCAAGAUGUUAAGGCUGAGCCGAUGAAGGAAGUUAAGGUGGAGGCUGAGCCGGUGAAGUUGUUUAGUCAUCAGAUUGUGAAACUUUCAACUUCUUGUAACAAGUAUGUUGCCAAAUGGGAAGUAUUGCCCCCUGCUUCUGAGGGAAUUACUGGAGUUACCCUUGCAGGAGCCACCUCAGCUACCGCUCAUGGGAUUGAAGUUGAAGUUGAGUUUAAGCCAGUUGAACAUCCAAUUGAGCCGCUAGACAAUGAUCGUCCAAUUCAAUGCCCGUUGCCAGAACCUUCAAUUCUUAUUGUACCUUAA
Molecule: messenger RNA, 423 nt
Organism: Oldenlandia corymbosa var. corymbosa
Lineage: Eukaryota; Viridiplantae; Streptophyta; Magnoliopsida; Gentianales; Rubiaceae
Source: the annotation of a GenBank genome assembly